AUGGCUGCGCCCGCACCCGCUGCGCCUCUUGCGCCUGCUACACCCGCCGCGCCUGAUCCCGACGCCCCGCCGCACGAGCCAAAGCUCCUCAAGCAGCACAUCGACCACGGCUUCCACUUCACCCUGACUUGCGACUUGGAGAUGGACCUCUCGGCGCCGAAGAUCAAGCGGACCGAGGUCCCGCUCAAAGGUGUCGCGCUCGCCGGCGUCUGGAGCUGCAAGGUCGUCAAGGAGGAAGAGGAUGGCAAGGAGCGGAUUUCGUUGCACGUCCUGCACGGAGUUUUGCCGAUAGGCCUGCUGGGACAGCGUGUCAGGGUCUCUCUGAGCUUGUCGGCGGUCGUCGGUGACAAAGAGUACGUGCUGAACCAGUCGAGUUGGGACCGUCACGGCGCGCCCGAAGUCUCCAAUACCUCGCCGCCCAACUCGUACUCUGGCUUCCGAAUGGUACUCUCAGACGAUGUCAUCGCCGCUCUCGAGGGGCGGUCGGGUGGACACUACAAGGUUGCGGAUCACCGCCUCUACCGCCUCGUCUUCGAGCUCGAACAGGCGCGGUCCUCGCCCACAUCCGAAGCAAGGGAGCUUGCCGAGCGCAUUCGAGGAAACGCCCAAGAACUCGCGCGAGUGCAGCGGCGCCCGCUCAAGAAGUCGUCGCCAGACAAAGACUGCGAAGACUCGGACGAGGAGACUGACCGAAUCUACUUCGAGGAACCCUUGGCACGUCUUCACGAGCACGAUUGCGACUGCCCUCUCGAGUACAAGCAGGUUACGAUCACCAAGUCCGCCUACACGACCUAUCGCGCAGUCCUCACCUACCUUCGGACUGGCUUCAUUCCCUUCGCACCUCUCUCCUCGGCUUGCAAGCCCCUCAGCUCGACUUCAACUCGCACGCGCAAACAGCGGCUGCUUGAGGUCUGGUACUGGCAGGACAGGCCCUUGCCGGUGUCGCCAAAGUCGGUCUUCCGCCUCGCUCAUCUGCUCGAGCUCGAGGAGCUCCAGGAGCUCUGCCUCGCCAACCUGCGCAGGCAGCUCACCGUCGAGAUUGCGCCCGUCGAGCUUGUCGACGACGCCUCGGUCUGCUUUGACGAAUGGCGCAAGGUCAUCAUCGACUACAUCUUCGAGAACUGGGACAACGUUGAAGGGUCGGAAGCGUGGAAGAAGAUGCAGGGCAGGAUCAGGCGCGACGAGGUGCCGGGAGCUGCACCGGUCAUGCUCGAGCUGAUGGCCAGAUUCGCGACGAGGAAGGACAAGGGUGCGCCAGGUGCUUCUCCUCCUCCGCGUGCAUCCCUGCUGACGAAGUAG
Messenger RNA from Rhodotorula toruloides NP11, 1299 nucleotides. RefSeq lists its product as uncharacterized. The coding region runs from base 1 to 1299 and encodes 432 amino acids. The transcript is spliced from 2 exons. The record is from RefSeq and is a predicted model, not a curated record. Lineage: Eukaryota; Fungi; Basidiomycota; Microbotryomycetes; Sporidiobolales; Sporidiobolaceae.